AUGGUGCCACCGCGACCGUCCGCAGCCGCCGAAGAGCGGCAGAGAAAGCUCCAGGAGUACCUAGCAGCCAAGGGAAAACUGAAGUGCCAAAAUACCAAGCCUUAUCUAAAAGCCAAGAAUAAUUGUCUGAAUCCUCUACCUUCUAAAUCUAAUAUUAUACCCAAAAAGGAUGUUAUCAAUCGUGUUGCUUUGCCUAUCAAAGCUACAAGACCCAUCAGCAUUAAACUCCAACCCAGACCUGCCAAUAUCACAGAAUCCCAAAAGCCAAAGUUGGAGGCAUCAAAACUUCAGGGCAAAAGGCUGACCUCAGGAUGUGUUUCUUUUAACUCAAACUGUAAGCCUUCCAGCAAUAGUCAACAACAGCAUAAAGCUGGAUCAUCCACUAUUGGAGAACUAUCUAGAAAAACUGUGGGGUCAUUUAAUAUACAAGAAUUGAAAACUGCAAAGCAGCAAGUAGCAGAUCAAAGAAAUACUAAAUGUGCAGACUCUGUGGACAAUAACCAUGUUGAAAAUGAACCCUUGGAUAGCUGUCUAAAAGAGAUGAACAAAGAGAACUUGCCCCAAACCUUAUCAGACUCUGAAAGGAAGCCAAAUCCUGAAUUAUGGACAAUAGGUAAGCCAAAGACUAACACUUAUAAUCAAGUCAAGAGCAGUUUGCCUCCUAAACAAGCCUUGGGCAAAAGUUCAGGGAAUAGUGCUAUUCUGAAAGGCAGAGUUAAUAAACAAUUUGUUGGAAAAACACAAAUUAGGAUACCACCAAUAAAGUCACAGCAACUCUCUCGAGGAACAAAUCUUGCAAGACCAGGAGAAAAACUCCCAAAGACAGUUCCCUCUCCCAAUGUUCAGACCCUUAGUAGGAAUCAGGCAUCAAAGAAACCAGUGGUCAAGGACAUAAAGGAUAUAAAGGUUAAUAGGGAUAAAUAUGAAAGACCAAAUGAAACUAAGUUACAGUCACACACUGUCACUGAACAGAAAGUAAAACAAACCAAACCCUGGACAUGCCCCAAUGUGAUUCAGGGGGGCUUUAAUAACAGACAUCCAAACAUUAAGCAAGAUCAGAAAUCCACUCAACCUUGUUUUAGAACUCGGACAUCAUGUGCACUGCAAAAAUCAAAAGCCAUAAGCCAAAGGCCUAAUUUGGCAGUUGGCAAUUCUAAUUCAGUCAUUCCAAGCACCUCUAACAUAAUAGCAAAUGGAACCAACGGUAGUAAAUGCAGCAACAGCUAUCAACAAAAAGCACAGACUUUGGACUCCAAGUUGAAAAAGACUCUUCCCCAGAACCAUUUUCUUAAUAAGACAGCUCCCAAAACUCAAGCUGGUAACAAAACCAUAAAUGGAAGAAGAGUCCCAAAUGGGACCCAGACUAAUCCAAAUAUUAAGAAGAAGAUCACAGCAGAGGAUCGAAGGAAACAACUGGAAGAAUGGCAGAAAUCCAAGGGGAAAAUCUAUAAACGGCCUCCUAUGGAACUUAAAACAAAAAGAAAAAUAAUAGAGGAAAUGAAUAUUUCAUUCUGGAAGAGUAUGGAAGAAGAAGAUAAAGAAAAGAAAGCACAACUUGAACUGUCCAAUAAAAUUAACAACACUCUAACACAAUGUCUGCAGCUCAUUGAGGAGGGUGUACCUUCUAAUGCAAUAUUUACCAUAUUGUCCAGUAUUCCUGAGGUCGAAAAAUUUGCUAAAUUCUGGAUCUGUAAAGCAAAGUUGUUGGCAAGUAAAGGCACCUUUGAUGUUAUUGGGCUGUACGAAGAGGCCAUUAGAAACGGGGCAACACCAAUACAAGAGUUACGGGAAGUUGUUCUUAAUAUUUUGCAAGACCCAAACAGAACGACAGAAGGAGUUACCUCUGACUCUUCAGUUGCUGAGACAAAUAUAACAGCAACAGAAAAACUGGCCAAUAAGACGGAAUCUGAAAAGUCUUGUCUUUCUCUGAAAGAGGGAGAACAGGUUAUAGCAACACCCCAAAUAACCAAGGCAGAACAGGAUAAUCAUCCUGGUAUCAAAUUACAGAUUGCCCCAAUCCCUAGAAUAAGUGGAAUGCCAGAAGUACAAGACAUGAAGCUCAUCACCCCUGUGCGGCGUUCAGCAAGGAUUGAGCGAGCUGUGUCCCGCUACCCAGAAAUGCUGCAGGGACACGAUUUAGUAGUGGCUUCUCUUAACGAGCUGUUAGAAGUGGAAGAAACAGAGUGUUUUAUAUUCCGUAAAAAUGAGGCUUUGCCUGUAACAUUAGGGUUUAAAAUCCUCGAGUCAUAA
Odobenus rosmarus divergens (Pacific walrus) is the source of this 2250-nucleotide messenger RNA. It is a transcript of the gene CKAP2L, whose product is annotated as cytoskeleton associated protein 2-like. Bases 1 to 2250 code for a protein of 749 amino acids. The transcript is spliced from 9 exons. Lineage: Eukaryota; Metazoa; Chordata; Mammalia; Carnivora; Odobenidae. The record is from RefSeq and is a predicted model, not a curated record. Gene Ontology annotation, cellular component: cytosol; centrosome; mitotic spindle.